AUGGUCAAAGCUGUUGUUGCCGGCGCCUCUGGUGGCAUUGGUCAGCCUCUUUCCUUGCUCUUGAAGACCAGCCCUCUCAUUGAUGAACUGGCUCUUUACGAUGUUGUCAACACCCCUGGAGUCGCGGCUGACCUUUCUCACAUCUCUUCAAAUGCUAAAAUAACCGGCCAUCUGCCCGCCAACGAUGGCGCCAAGGCUGCGUUCAAAGACGCAGACAUUAUUGUCAUUCCUGCGGGAAUUCCACGAAAACCUGGGAUGAGUCGUGAUGAUCUUUUCAACAUCAACGCUGGGAUUGUCAAAAGCUUGAUUGAAACAGCUGCCGAUGUCGCCCCCAAGGCUUUCAUUCUGGUCAUUUCCAACCCCGUGAAUUCCACCGUUCCCAUUUCCGCCGAGGUUCUCAAGGCCAAGAAGGUCUUCAAUGCCCAGCGUCUCUUUGGUGUCACCACCCUUGACAUUGUCCGAGCUGAGACCUUUGUUGCUGAAAUCAUUGGCGAAAAAGAGCCCCAUAAGCUCAAUAUCCCCGUCAUUGGCGGCCACUCUGGCGAGACCAUUGUGCCUCUACUCAGCCAGGCUAAGCCCACAGUGGACAUUCCUUCCGAAAAGUACGACGCCCUCGUCAACCGUAUCCAAUUCGGUGGUGACGAAGUUGUCAAGGCAAAGGAUGGAGCUGGUUCUGCUACCUUGUCCAUGGCUUAUGCUGGGUUCCGAUUUGCCGAGAAACUUUUGAGGGCUGUCAAGGGCGAAAAGGGUCUGGUUGAGCCCAGCUAUGUGUACCUUCCAGGUGUGAGCGGAGGUGAUGCCAUCGCCAAGGAGACUGGGUGUGACUUUUUCUCUGUUCCCAUUGAACUCGGGCCAAACGGAGCCGAGAAAGCCAUUAACCCUCUGGGAGGAUUGUCAGACAAGGAAAAGGCCCUUUUGAGCAAGGCGACCGAGGGCCUCAAGGGCAACAUCAAGAAGGGAAUUGAUUUCGCCCACAACCCGCCACAAAAGUGA
This is a messenger RNA of Ustilaginoidea virens, 993 nucleotides long. RefSeq lists its product as uncharacterized. The coding region runs from base 1 to 993 and encodes 330 amino acids. Gene Ontology annotation, molecular function: L-malate dehydrogenase (NAD+) activity. Gene Ontology annotation, cellular component: cytoplasm. The record is from RefSeq and is a predicted model, not a curated record. The transcript is spliced from 7 exons. Gene Ontology annotation, biological process: malate metabolic process; tricarboxylic acid cycle. NCBI's taxonomy places the organism in Eukaryota, Fungi, Ascomycota, Sordariomycetes, Hypocreales, Clavicipitaceae.